AACUCCACGCCCACAAAACUUGGGUACAUUUUGGUCAUUUAAAUGCCUCUGUAGUGGCAAAAAAAAGUAGCAGAGUAGCAGAGCAUCCGAGCAGUUGCAGGCUUCGUUUUAAAGUUUGCAGACAAUGGACGCAAAGGACGCAAUGGACACAGAUCCCAUCGUCUCCACUGAUGUGCCCAUGGUGAAGAGAGGAUUUGACCAAAAGGUGUUCGUCAACAGAAAUCUGACGCUGGAAAACAUCAAAUGCUAUGGCUUUGACAUGGACUACACGAUGGCAAUGUAUAAGUCUCCUGAUUACGAGAGCCUGGGCUUUGAGCUGAUAAGAGACAGGAUGGUGUCUAUUGGAUACCCUCAUGAGCUUCUACGCUACACAUACGACCCCAGCUUCCCCACACGCGGUUUAGUGAUCGACACCACAUACGGAAACCUCCUGAAGGUGGAUUCAAAUGGGAAUAUUUUAGUCUGCAGUCACGGCUUCUGCUUCAUCAAAGGGGAAGACAUCCAGAAAUACUACCCCAACAAUUUCAUUCAAAGAGACGACACUGACCGUUUCUACAUUCUCAACACGCUCUUCAAUCUUUCAGAGACGUAUCUGUACACCUGCCUUGUGGACUUCUUCACCAGAUGCACGAGAUACACAAACAUCCUGAAGGGUUACCAGCAUGGCGACUUGUUUAUGUCCUACAGAAGCAUGUUCCAGGAUGUUCGAGAUGCAAUGGACUUCAUUCACGAUACGGGAAUCCUAAAGGAACGAACCAUCAAGAAUUUGGAGAAAUAUGUUGUCAAAGAUACAAAUCUCCCCAUACUCCUGACCCGGAUUAAAGAGGUGGCCAAGGUCUUCCUCGCCACCAACAGUGACUACAACUACACUGAGUCCAUUAUGAAAUACCUACUUGAAAGCAAUGCUAAAUCUGGAAGUCCGAAAAAGUCCUGGCGCUCUUUCUUCGACCUGGUCGUCGUGGAUACCAGAAAGCCGCUGUUCUUCGCGGAGGGGACUGUGCUGAGACAAGUGGACACGCACACAGGAAAACUUCGGAUUGGGACUUACACAGGCGACCUCCAGCAUGGCACUGUUUACUCCGGAGGAUCAUCAGACAUCGUCUGCGAUCUGCUGGAUGUGAAAGGUAAAGACAUCCUCUAUGUUGGGGACCACAUCUUUGGCGACAUUCUCAAAUCUAAGAAACGUCAGGGCUGGAAGACUUUCCUGGUGGUACCGGAGCUCACCAAGGAGCUGCAAGUGUGGGAGGAGAAGAAAAAUCUGUUUGAGGAGCUGAAACGUCUCGAUGUCUUCUUAGCUGAGAUUUACAAGCAUCUGGACAGCGGCAGCCAAGAGUGUCCCGACAUCAGGGCCAUUCAGACGAGAAUGAAGGUGCUGACCUACAGAAUGGACAUGUCCUAUGGCCAGAUGGGCAGCCUCCUGCGCAGCGGCUCCAGACAGACGCUGUUUGCCAGCCAGCUGAUGCGUUAUGCAGAUUUAUACUCGUCCACCUGCAUCAACCUGCUGCACUACCCCUUCAAUUACCUCUUCAUGGCUCCCCCAGUCCUGAUGCCUCACGAGGUAGCGUCUCAAAACUCGGCUGACUUCUGUUCAUCGGAGCUCACCGUCACCAACAACAUUGUCACGAUGAACAGAAACUAAGUGCUGAACACAGCUGAAAUGUUUCAGAAGAAGAAGAAGAUGAGAAGAUGCUUCAGAGGAAUCUUCUAAUGUGCUUCUAAGCGUCAUAUGGACAGUUCUCACUGAUGAAGGUGACUGUUUGCACCUGUGCUUGUAUAAAGGGUGUGUUGCAGCCACAAUGUGCCUCCUUUACAAAAAAACUAAACAUAUUGCUCCACCUAGUGGAAAUGCUAUGCCAUGCAAUGUUUAAUAAAUUAACCUAUAAAUAAAGUAUGUUGAGAUUUUAGGAUUCAAAGCAAACAGACUCAGGGUUACUGUAUAUAAGAGUGCAAAUUUGUCUUAAUCUGUUGUUACAUGUAGUGGUGCAUAUGCACUUUCAAUCUCAGGUUUGUGUAAUGGUUUUUAAGAAGUAACUUUAUUUAUUUGUUUUUUUGUGUGACAGAAAUAAUUUCAAUAAAUAAUUCAUAUGA
Messenger RNA from Morone saxatilis (striped sea-bass), 2088 nucleotides. It is a transcript of the gene nt5c2l1, whose product is annotated as 5'-nucleotidase, cytosolic II, like 1. The coding region runs from base 125 to 1639 and encodes 504 amino acids. NCBI's taxonomy places the organism in Eukaryota, Metazoa, Chordata, Actinopteri, Moronidae. The transcript is spliced from 18 exons. Gene Ontology annotation, molecular function: 5'-nucleotidase activity. The record is from RefSeq and is a predicted model, not a curated record.